This is a messenger RNA of Hydatigera taeniaeformis, 591 nucleotides long. The record is from the annotation of a GenBank genome assembly. Lineage: Eukaryota; Metazoa; Platyhelminthes; Cestoda; Cyclophyllidea; Taeniidae.
AUGGACUCUGGUGAUACUGACGACGUAAAUUAUUGGCGUGAAAAAGCAGAAGAAUAUAAGAGAUUAUGGGAAGAAGAAAAGGAGGAAUUUAGAGAAUUUCAGUGCAAUUCAAAGGAACUUGAGACUGAACUUGAAACGCAGUUGGAAAUGCUGGAAAAGAACAAUGCCGAAUUACAGGCCAAGGUUGAACGUCUUUCUCUUGAAGUUGAUACCGACAAGGAGAAGCACGAUGUUUUCGUUAGCAAAUUGAAUAGGCAGGUUACGAACCUCCAGGACGAAGUUAACACCCUUAAAUCCGAGGUGCUUCAGCAAAAGCAAUACAUUCGCCAAUUGGAACAGGUUAACGACGAUCUUGAACGGUCAAAUCGCAAUGCUUUGGCGUCUGUGGAGGACAUCGAGGAUCGUCUCAAUCAAGUCCUUGAGAAGAAUGCUCUUCUUGAGGUGGAACUUUACGAGAAGGAGGAACUCGAUGUUCGUGUACAGAGAUUAAAAGAUGAAGUUAGGGGUGAGGUGAUCAUAUUUCCUAUCAGCCCUUUGUUUAUCUUGAUUUUUCUCGUGAAAUUGCCGAAGUUUUGGUGGAAAUUCUUUUAA